UUGAAAGGAAAACACACGGCGAUAUCAGAAAACACCGCAUUUGUUAAAUCGCUACUGUUAAUCAUAUUUUGCUGUCAAAUGUUUUUAAUUGACAUUUUUUGAUUAUCGCUAUUGGCCAGUGUAGAGAUUUGUGCAAAAGUUGUUUAUAAUUGGUAAUCGCAUGCUACCUGGCAUAAUAAUAUAGUGGCUUGUGUAGUGAUUGAUGGUAGCAAAGGUACGCUAAACGCAGACCAAAAUUUCUGUGCAUUGGCUUAUGUGUGUAAUAAUUGCCCUUAAAGUUCUCAUUAUUGUGUGCGUGCAGAAACAUUGAUAUUUCAAGUGCCGGUGCGAUGCGUAAAACUCGUUCUCAAACUCAGGCGGAGGCCGCAAUGGCAAAUGCGGGACGUACGACUUCCACAUCCAAUUCACCAUCCAUUGUUUCAUCGACGGAGAACAGUGGAGCGCAAAACAUGAGCACGAGUAAUCGCAUGCCUCAAAAUAUCCAGAUUGCUGCCGUAAGUGCACAAAAGCGAAUUGUGCAACAAACGGAGCAUUUCAAAAUCAAGGAAUGUGAGGAAAUGAUAAAUUUGCUUCGCGUAGUAGAGCUGCAACAGAUACUAUCAUUUUUGAAUAUUUCGUUUGCUGGUCGUAAAAUUGACUUACAACGGCGCAUCAUUAAUCUAUUACAUACAAACUACGACUUAUUGUCUCAUAAAAUACGUGAAGUUUACACACAAUCAAUUGCGGAGCAGCAAGCUCAGCAGUACGGGCCAACAGAUCCAAAAAGGAUGUAUUCACACAUGCAAAUGCCACAAGUGCAGCCCAAUCCAGCAGCUGGUCUGCCUAAUGCCGGUCAACCAACAGCUGUUGGUGCCCAACCAAUCGCCGGUGUGCCGCCGACUGGGCCCGGCGUUGCCAACAAUAUGGUACCGUUUAUGAAUCCCAUACCCACACAUAUACCGAUACAUCCAGACGUACGUCUUAAGAAACUAGCUUUUUAUGAUGUACUGGGUGUGCUGAUUAAGCCUUCAUCACUUGUGCCGCGCAAUACACAGCGUAUACAAGAGGUGCCCUUCUACUUUACAUUGACACCACAACAGGCCACAGAGAUUGCAUCAAAUCGUGACAUACGAAACAGUAAUAAGAUUGAGCAUGCCAUACAGGUUCAGCUACGAUUCUGUUUAUUAGAAACGUCAUGCGAACAAGAGGACUGUUUCCCGCCCAGUGUCAGUGUAAAGGUCAACAAUAAGUUGUGUCAACUGCCGAAUGUCAUUCCAACAAACAGACCGAAUGUGGAACCAAAACGACCACCACGCCCCGUCAAUGUCACAGCAAAUGUAAAGCUUUCGCCUACGGUUACCAACACAAUCACAGUACAAUGGUGCCCGGAUUAUACGCGUGGCUAUUGCAUUGCCGUAUACUUGGUGAAGAAGCUAACUUCAGCGCAAUUAUUGCAUCGCAUGAAGACCAAGGGCGUUAAACCAGCCGACUACACGCGCGGUUUAAUUAAAGAGAAACUCACUGAAGAUGCAGAUUGCGAAAUCGCUACAACAAUGCUUAAAGUUUCGCUGAAUUGUCCGUUGGGCAAGAUGAAAAUGUCCAUACCAUGCCGUGCAUCGACUUGCUCGCAUUUACAAUGUUUUGAUGCUAGUCUUUACCUGCAGAUGAACGAGCGUAAGCCUACAUGGAAUUGUCCAGUGUGCGACAAGGCAGCCAUUUACGAUAAUCUGGUCAUUGAUGGCUACUUUCAAGAGGUGCUCGCCUCAUCGCUACUUAAACCAGACGAUACGGAGAUACAAUUACAUAAAGACGGCUCAUGGAGCACACAUAGUUUACGUAAUGAGGCUCAAAUAAUCGAUACGCCGACAAAGCCGGUUGAAAAAGUCGAAGUCAUUUCGGAUGAUAUCGAAGUCAUUACCACAGAGGAUGUGAAAAUGGUUAAAGCUGGCGCACCACCUGCCAUUGCUAAUGACCAGCCCACAUCAACGACAAACAGUGAAACGGUGGAUUUAACACUCAGCGAUUCCGAUGAUGAUAUGCCGCUGGCCAAGCGGCGUCCCACCAUUAAGCAAACUUCUGCCGCUAGCGCUACAAAUUCGGCGGUGUCCACAUCUAACAUUAACGGCAGCGGCAAUGGCAAUGCUGCUGGUAACGGCGGACCCAAUGCCAGUCAGCGUAAUGCUUUUCAACCGCCACGAACUGCACAACAAAAGGAAAUGGUAGAGGAGAAUGAACAAAAUUUUCAAUGUUUGGAACUUACCGAUUCGUCGCCCCGUAUACAUAGCGUCGAUACCAGAACCGAGCUGUACAGCGAUGCACUGACUCAACAACAACAACAAUACUACGCACACGAACACCGCCAACAGCAACAACAACAACAGCAAAUGCAAAGUAAUCGCCGCGGCAGCAGUGUAAGUAGCGGCGCAAGUGUAUCCUCUAAUUCGGCUGCCACAUCAACACCAACCACGAACGCUAUGGAGUCCACAUCGGCUGCACCCAACGAGCCAGAACCGUAAAUUCCGUACGGAUGUUGAGUUAAAUAGUUGGUAUUCCAAAUACAUACUUUGUAUGUUUCUGCAUGAGCUGUAUUUAUAUGUACAUAUUCUUAUGUAUAUUGUAUGUAAAUGCAGAAAGUUGUUGUAGCAAAUGGUGGGUGAACUUGCACGAUAUUUUUCCUUUGAAUAUUGUAAAAAAAAGCUACCAGAUAAUUCCAAUUUUAGACUAUAUACUUUCUGAGUCGUGUAACCGAUUUUAAUUUGGUAACUGUCUUGGGGGAAAACUAUUUCAGUAAAAUUUUUUUUAAUCAAUUUUAAAACUCAAGUUAUCUUUAGAACGAAGUAUUUUUUGUGGAGCCAUGUUUUCGCUCGGACACCACUUACAUCAGCUUAUGGUAAAAAUCCUCGAUUUCAUGAAACAUUGUUCGGUAAAAAAUUUUUACAUACCAAAUCAUGCAAUUUCCCAACAUUUCUAUAUAAUCUUUACUGCUGACUUUCGAAGUUUUGUGGUGGGAAUGUCUGAAAUUUACCAGACUGGUCCUGAAAUCAAGAGGCUUUCACCAAAAAUCAAUCAAAAAUAAUGAAAAAUUGUUUUUCAUUUUAACAGUUAGUAUCGUUGGUGUUGUAGCGGCAGAAUUCUGUAUCGUCGAUAUGAACUGUUGAAAGUUUCAUGUUGGUUGUCUUUCAAGAAAUCACUCCAAAAUAAAAUUUUAUCUUUUUAUGCCACAAAUUGCUUCAAUUGUGGGUAAAAUUUAAAAAAAAUUAAACUUGCCUAAAAUUUAUCCUCUUUCUUAUUACUCUUAUCUUGUGUAAACUCUUUUCUAUGAGAUUUUAAAGUUUUAACUUAACUAAAUAGUUGCGUAUGAUUCACAGAAAACUUUAUAGAUAAUUUAAUUGUAAAAGAAUGCAGUAGGAAUAAGACACAAAAUAGUAAACUUUUAACUCAAACUCAAAAAAAAAAACAAUACAAACUAUAGUUUAGGAUGUUAUGUAACUUAUAAGUAAUGCAAAAAUUAUUUUAAGACACAAAUAUUUAACAUAUUAGGCCUAAAACAAAGUGGAUCAAAGCACAGCAUUAAGAGAAAAAAGGACACGUAGCAAGCAAGCACGCUUUUAGGCGUGUUGCUCUAUUCACUGUUGAUCUUUCGCCGCGCUAUGUUUAAGACCUCAAAUUCUGGUAGAUUGAGAGAUGCCGUUUAGGCUAUGCUUUCGAACUUUAGUUAUGUUAUGUUAGAAAUAGGUGCCGUUAUAAUUGCUAAAAAGCAAAUUUUAUUAAAGGCGCCUAAAAAUACGCAGCUGAAAGUGGCGUAAACUCCUAAAUGUAUGCAAUAUAAUUAGACAUUGUUUUCACAUACUCAUUUCACCACAAUUUUCAUUAUAUUUUAUUUUGAUUAUUUGUUCGCCGUUACAUUUAUUAUUCACAGUUAUAUUAUAAUCAGAUUACAGAUUUACAUGUGUGUAUUGUAUAUUGUUAGUUCUGAAUUAGGUCUAGUAGAUCGCAUAAACGUAUAGAGUGGCGCAAUGCAAAUUUAGCUGAACUUGAACUUGAAAUAUGAAAAUUAAUGUUUUUAAUGUUUAAAAUUACAACUUUUCAAAUUUUAGAGAUACAUAUGUAUAUAAUUAUUUUGACAAUAUUUAAACAUUUUUUUUAUAAAUUUUUUAAUUAUUUGUGUUCUAAAUUUCCUUUGGUUUAAUUAAUUUAUUGUAAUGUUAGUUUAUUUUUUAACUAUUUGAUUUUUUUGUUUAAAAUAUUUCUCUUCGUCAUAUCUUUUAAUUUUAAAUUUUUCAUAUUUUUAAAUAUUUCAACUUAUGUUUUUAUGUUUCAGAUAUAACUAUUUAUUUUUUUCCUAACAUUAUCUUCAUUCACACUAUUUUUAUUUUUUUAUAUAAUUGUUUUUUUUUUUUUUUUGGGAUACACAUUUAUGAAUUUUUCUUAUUCUUAUAUAUUAAAUUAAAAUUUGUUUUUAUUGUUUUAUAUUUAUUUUUUAGUUUAUUUAUUUUUUUUUAUUUUUUUAGUAUAACAUGUAUCUACAUACCUAAGCUUUAACAGGUAAAAUAUUUUAUUUUAAAUUAUCUAAAUUUGUUACGCCACCCUGUAUGUUUGUCGCAUUGCGCACGUGGGGUGCGCGUUCAAAACCUUUUCCAUACUCAAUCGCUAAGGGUUUUUACUUCUAAAAAGACACCAGGUGUUUAUUGAAGGAAAAUUUCAUAGCUAUUACUUACAUAAGUAAAGUGGGGGAUGUAUAGGUUUUAAAAGCAUUAUGUAUACAUACAUAUAUACUAGCAUAUAAUUACCUACAUAAAUACCUAAAUUGAUAAACUGUAAAGAAAUCAUUUCUUUAGCUUAAUACUAACAGAGUGUUGAUACAUUUUUUUAAUCAUCUUAAAAAUUGCCGUUUUGCUAUUUCUUGCCUUUACACAUACACACACACAGAUACGCUCAGAACGCUUUACAAUGACAUUUUAACAUAAAAUCAUGCUCUUCUUCAAUGUGUGUCGCCGGCGUAACGAUACCGAAAUGUCCUGGAGUGAAUUUCGCCAAAUAUUUAUUUUAAUAUUGCAGUUGUUUUUGUUGUAUUCAAUAGAUAUUGAUUGCAUUAUCGCCAGAUUCUGCCUUGAUGACAAUUUUCCUGUUUUGUUAAAAAAUUUUUAUUCUAGUAAAAAUUGUUUUAAUACAUAGCAAGUUUAAUGGGAUUCAGAACCGAUUAAAAAUGGUACAAAAACAUUCAAAAAAUCGAUGUCAAAAAUUUUCAAAAAAUUUUUUCGGUAUUUCGAUACUACAAUUAAAAUCAAAAAUAAUUUUUAUCAAAUUAUUCGAAAAAUUCGAUAUUAGAAUUUCAGGAAAAGUAUGUACCAAAGUAUUAGAACAAUUUCGUUAAAAAAAUUCUAAAUUUUCAGUAUUAGAAUUUCAAAAAAAAGCUACUGCACUAUUAAAAAUUCCGGCACUUGAUUUUCGAUAAUUCGAUAUUAUGACUAUACCAUUAUAUCAACGUUAUAUCUGUGUAAAAAUUUCGUACCGAGUAUUAAAAAAAAGGGGAUUUUAAAUUUUUCGGUACUAGAAUUUCAAAACAAAAGUCACUGCACUAUUAAUCAUUUCGGCACUUGAUUUCGAUAAUUCGAUAUGAAGACUACCUUUAUAUUAACGUUAUAUUUGUGCAAAAAUUUUCAAAGGAAUUCGUAUUUUCAAAAGUUCGGUAUCAAUAUUUGUAAAUUCACGUUACUAAAAUGUUCCAAUAGAUGAACUCAGUUCUAAAAUAUUAACAAAAAGUGUUUUCAUGGCAAUCAGUCGGUCCGAGUUCCGUUUUUGACACACACACACACUCAAUACCUAUCUUUAUCAUUUCAUACACUUCAUCUAUCCACUACCGCCGACUAGUCGCCACACACGCUCAAAUCCACAUCCUUAAUAUUUAUAAUUUAACUGAUUGACUACAUAAUUUCUAGGUGUGCGCGUUGUGAUGCGUUGAAAACGAACGUUUUUGCAUAAGUACUCUAAUGUGCGGACGAUACAUACAUACAUACAUAUGUACAUACAUACAUACUUAGUUACAUUCACCUCAAAGCACAUUAAUGCAAAGCAUAAAAAAUGCAAAUGAAAGAAAUGUAAUUUUUAAAUAAAAAAGGAAAUGUUUUGAAAUACAAAAACAAAAAUAACUGGAUUGUAGAAGUGUGUGUGUAAAGUAGGAAAGAAAAAAAUUUAAAAAUGUCUGCUGUAUGUGGGAAUCGAAGCAAAUCGUGCAAGUACACAAGAGAUGCAAGCGAAGAAGUAAAUAAGAAGAAGAAGGGCAUAAGAAUGACUUAAGAAUGCAACAAAGCGCGCAGAAUAUUAGCACAGUUAUUAUUCGAAUAGAAGUAAAAAAGCAAAAAUGUACUUUUCCUUUGCAAGGAAACACAGACCGCCCUAGUAAACUAAUAUUAUUGCAUAAUUACCUAACUAGCACUGGCGCAACCGAUUCAACCAAUCAAAAAACAAAAAAAAAAACAAAAACUAAAGAAAACAGCAACAAAACAAAAAUAGCAUAAUGUAAUGUAAAAAAGCUAGAAAUAGAAGAAGAAUAA
This is a messenger RNA of Bactrocera neohumeralis, 6533 nucleotides long. RefSeq names its product E3 SUMO-protein ligase PIAS2 (gene Su(var)2-10). NCBI's taxonomy places the organism in Eukaryota, Metazoa, Arthropoda, Insecta, Diptera, Tephritidae. Gene Ontology annotation, biological process: protein sumoylation; regulation of transcription by RNA polymerase II. The transcript is spliced from 9 exons. Gene Ontology annotation, molecular function: transcription coregulator activity; SUMO ligase activity; zinc ion binding. The coding region runs from base 330 to 2495 and encodes 721 amino acids. The record is from RefSeq and is a predicted model, not a curated record.